Molecule: messenger RNA, 1674 nt
Organism: Sinocyclocheilus rhinocerous
Lineage: Eukaryota; Metazoa; Chordata; Actinopteri; Cypriniformes; Cyprinidae
Product: contactin-6
Exons: 10
Coding region: 12-1484 (490 amino acids)
Biological process (GO): response to bacterium
Source: RefSeq, a predicted model, not a curated record
UAGUCACAGCAAUGAGAAACCUUAUUCUAACCUGGAUAUUUCUCUUUAUUUUACAUCUGACCAAAGAGGACACUUCAGUGCAAAAGCUGAGCGCCCCAGAAAAGCAUUUUCUUGUCCUGAUGUGUUCUGACGCUCCAUAUGUUGACUGGAGCCAUGGGCUGGAAAGGGUGAUCGCCUCUAGACGAGGAAAGCAGGUGUCUUACCUGGACCAAAGCAAACACCAGCUGCUUGAAGACGGCCAGCUCUCCAUUAAAGACCUGCAGGAGUCAGACGCAGGAGAAUAUUACUGCAACCAUCAGCUAGUGGCAGAUAUCACUGUGCUCAAAGGCCAUAACUUUACAGUUCCUGAGGGCACAACUGUUUAUCUGCCAUGUAAGACGUCUGAUAAAAUGAAGCAGAGAUGGGCAUUCAAACGCACUCCUCAGUCCAGAAAAGAGUUCAUCUCCACGCUUUAUAAAAACAGCACCGUAAAGAAAGAGAGAGCUGAUCCAACAUUAAGAUUCACUCAUACCAUCAACCACCUGAUUAUCUCCAAUCUCCAGCUGCAGGACUCUGGGCUUUAUCUGUGCAACAACAGAGAGAUGGCUUUCCUUACGGUGACCACAGUGCAAAAGCUGAGCGCCCCAGAAAAGCAUUUUCUUGUCCUGAUGUGUUCUGACGCUCCAUAUGUUGACUGGAGCCAUGGGCUGGAAAGGGUGAUCGCCUCUAGACGAGGAAAGCAGGUGUCUUACCUGGACCAAAGCAAACACCAGCUGCUUGAAGACGGCCAGCUCUCCAUUAAAGACCUGCAGGAGUCAGACGCAGGAGAAUAUUACUGCAACCAUCAGCUAGUGGCAGAUAUCACUGUGCUCAAAGGCCAUAACUUUACAGUUCCUGAGGGCACAACUGUUUAUCUGCCAUGUAAGACGUCUGAUAAAAUGAAGCAGAGAUGGGCAUUCAAACGCACUCCUCAGUCCAGAAAAGAGUUCAUCUCCACGCUUUAUAAAAACAGCACCGUAAAGAAAGAGAGAGCUGAUCCAACAUUAAGAUUCACUCAUACCAUCAACCACCUGAUUAUCUCCAAUCUCCAGCUGCAGGACUCUGGGCUUUAUCUGUGCAACAACAGAGAGAUGGCUUUCCUUACGGUGACCACAGAAUCGACUGAAAUUGAAAACAGCAGUCCAGAUAUAAAUAAAUAUCUGACAGUGGCCGUCCUGCUGGCUUUGUGCAUACUGGCGAUGGUUUGUGUUGGCCUUCUGUCUGUGACGAUUGGCUGGAAAAGCAGGAGAAGGAGAAGAAACAUUAGAAAAGAAACAGAGUCGACAGACAUUGCAUCAGGUCUACAAUUACAAAGGAUGUCAAAUGAAGGCCCCUGGAUGUUGGACACUGAUGAGGAUGCAGGGGAAAUCCAGUACGCGUCUCUGGGUGUGCAGCACUGGAGAGAGACAGACAGACAGCUGAGCAGCAGACAGCAUGUCAUUUACUCCACACUGAUCACGUCAUGAAAACAACACACUCAUUUACACUGGAUACAUACAGUCAAUAUGAGUCAUGUUCACUGAUAUGUAAAUAUAAACCGAAUACACUUAAAAACACCUUAUAUAGAACUGAAAUCACUGUCUUAGCUUUAUGUGUCAUCCUACAAACGCUAGCUUAUAUAUAAUCAAACAAAUGAAAAAUAAACCAUAGAAUAUA